AGGUAUUAGCGGGAGCAGCCGGGCGGCGGGAGGAGCCGUUACUGUAGCUGAAGCUGUCGGUGAGUGCCAGCCGCGGAGCAGGACCUGGUUUGGAGAACAGUGGAGGCCAGGUAGCUGUUCCAGGCUGUCAGUGCCUUCUUUUGCCAGCCAAGGUCACAGAGAGUGUGACACCUUCAGGGUUAACCCUGAUCGAGAUGACAACCUCCCAAAAGCACCGAGACUUCGUGGCAGAGCCCAUGGGGGAAAAGCCAGUGGGGAGCCUGGCUGGAAUUGGUGAAGUCCUGGGCAAGAAGCUGGAGGAAAGGGGCUUUGACAAGGCCUACGUGGUCCUUGGCCAGUUUCUGGUGCUAAAGAAAGAUGAAGACCUCUUCCGGGAAUGGCUAAAGGACACAUGUGGUGCCAAUGCCAAGCAGUCCCGGGACUGCUUCGGGUGCCUUCGAGAGUGGUGCGACGCCUUCUUGUGAUGCUCUCUGGGGAGCCCCCAACCCCUGACCCCAGCCUUGAGUCUCCAGAGUUUGCAGCUGAGUGGGGGCUCCUCCUUUGUCCCCUACAAAAGAAACAGUUGCUGUCUACUCACCUCCGAUGUCCUCCAGGGUCUUUGUGGGAGUUCUCUCCCCUCACCAUUUCAACUUUUUUGGAAUUCUUGCUCUUGCAUGCAUCUCCCUUCUUCCCCUCCCAGUUUCACAUCAGUAAUUAUUAGCUUUUCUGAGUGGAUUCCUGGCCCCUUCCCUCACCCCCACCCUCACCUCUCGUCUGUUUUAUGCCAUUUGGCUUCUCUUUUGGGAGAACAGUCACUGUCCAUAUAAAGUUUUUUGAGUCAAUAAAGUAGUGGCCUUCAA
This is a messenger RNA of Artibeus jamaicensis (Jamaican fruit-eating bat), 839 nucleotides long. It is a transcript of the gene BANF1, whose product is annotated as BAF nuclear assembly factor 1. Lineage: Eukaryota; Metazoa; Chordata; Mammalia; Chiroptera; Phyllostomidae. The transcript is spliced from 4 exons. Gene Ontology annotation, molecular function: DNA binding. The coding region runs from base 195 to 464 and encodes 89 amino acids. The record is from RefSeq and is a predicted model, not a curated record.